This is a messenger RNA of Calypte anna (Anna's hummingbird), 2161 nucleotides long. RefSeq names its product lateral signaling target protein 2 homolog. The record is from RefSeq and is a predicted model, not a curated record. Gene Ontology annotation, biological process: negative regulation of epidermal growth factor-activated receptor activity. Bases 54 to 1688 code for a protein of 544 amino acids. Gene Ontology annotation, molecular function: metal ion binding. Gene Ontology annotation, cellular component: early endosome membrane. The transcript has 13 exons. NCBI's taxonomy places the organism in Eukaryota, Metazoa, Chordata, Aves, Apodiformes, Trochilidae.
UCGGCGAGCGGCGAGCGCGGGGAGCCGUUCGGCGGCAGAGCUCAGGGCGCGCCAUGCUGCCCGCCGCUCUCCGCCGCUGGCUGCGCCGGCCCAAGCGCUCUGACCCCCGCCUGCUCUCCCAGUUCUUCUUUGCUGACGAGAGGGUGACGCGGGUGGUGGCUGAAAUCAACGGGCUGAAUGCUGAGCUGGACCCUCAGCAGUACCUGGUGCUCCUCAACCAGCUCCACCUCAGCCAGGCUCACCUGCUGGCCAUCCUGGAGCGGAUCAUGGAAGAAUGCAUCCCCAUGCAGCGGCACAGCCGUGACUACCUGGUCAAGUUCCCUGAGGAGCUCUUGGUGGACAACCUGGGGAACCACAUGCUGUUUGCUGCCGAGUGUCUCCUUGCUGGUACCUUCCUGGAGGUGGAGGAGGCGGAUGGGGCGCAGCUGCGGCCCCAGGCCAGGAACCUGCUGUGCAGCCUGGAGCUGGUGCGGACGGUGUUGCGGGAGCAGAGCCUGAGCCAGCCUGGCUCCUACCCAGAGCCUGUCCGGGCUGUGCUCAUCCAAUUUGAUCGGCUCUUCGCAGAGUUUGAGCUGAGCUAUGUGUCCUCACUGGUGGCAGUGAAGUCUCCCGAGGAGAUCUACAGGCAGCAGGAAAUCAUCGUCCUCUUCUGUGAGACAGUAGAGAGAGCCUUGCGCCUGGGCUACCUGACCCAGGAGAUGAUUGAUGGCUAUGAACCAUUGCUGAUGUUCACCAUCCCUCGCCUGGCUAUUAUCAGCGGCCUCCUCAUCUAUCCUGAGGGUCCCCUCAGCCUGGAGCAGAGCCCUGAGCAGAUGUCCCGGGUAUUCAGCCCCUUCUACAACCUCCUAAAGAAGAUUAGGGACCUAUUAUGGGUGCUGUCUGUGGAGGAGCUCUGCCUGCUGGAGAGGACCCUCUGCACAGCUGAAUCAGAGGAUCCUUGUGGUCUGACCACGCCCACAGCUCGGGGGGCAGCCAUGCCCAGAGUGGACCCUCCAGCUCCCUGGGGUCUCCAUGAGGUCUCCCAGACUACCACAUCACCCCCAACCUGUACAGGACGGCUGGGACCCUGUGGUGCAGUGGAUGACCUGGGCAGUGACCAGCAGUGGGGCCCACAGCCACCUGGGAGCUGCACAGGGCUCAAUGCCAAGCUGGGUGCCCGCUGCUGGGAGCUGCGCUCCUGCUACAGCAGCACCAAGGACAUGCUGCACACCCUCUUUGUCUGCAUCUCAGGGGUGGCUGAUCAGCUCCAGACCAACUUUGCCAGUGACCUGCGGAGCAUCUUGAAAACAGUUUUCAAGAUUGUCGCCUCGCAGGCAAAGCCCUCAGAGGAGAUAGGUGCCAGCCAGGAAGAGGAGGGUGACCCAUGUGCAGUGGAUUCUUCUCGUGUGGCCGACUGCCCCCUGUGCUCCAGCUCUGCAGAGGCUGUUGGGCUUCGCAGGGCAGGUGCCUGCCGCCUGCCCGAGUGGGUGCCGGACAGCAGGUGCAGCCAGUGCUCUGCCUGCCGCUCGCCCUUCACCCUCCUGCGUCGCAGGCACCACUGCCGCAGCUGUGGCAAGAUCUUCUGUGCCCGCUGCUCGCCACACGCUGUGGCUCUGCCACACUAUGGCCAACUGAAACCCGUGCGUGUCUGCACACACUGCUACAUGGCACACCUCCCACCCGUGCCCCGGCGUGCCCGGACCCACUAAAGCCCCCCACGCCAGACCCACAUGCACAGGAGGCUGCAGAUUUGGGGUAAACCAGCUGAUCUGGGGCUGCUGGGCGGCUCUGUGGCCCCUCGACUCCACUCAGGUCUGGACGGGCAUGGCGGCAGGACCCCCCACCCAGGCUGGCAGGGCCGGAGCUGCAGUGGGCGCUGGACCGCCUCAUCCGGUGCAACGAAGCCUUGCCUUUCUCUGGGACAGCUGCCACCGUGCACCUGCCCCCCAGCUGGAAAUGUGCUUCGAGGUGGGUUUUUUUCAGGUGAACUUUGGCUGCUGUUGGGCCCGGGGCAGAAUCUUCCCCCGGCACCUCUCCUGAGAUGAUGCAAACAGCCAUCACAUGACGGCGGGUGUCCCGAGGCCGUGCCGAGCCAUGCCCGGGGGCUGGCCCUCGCCCGCGGAGCCCGGCGCUCCCCUCUCCCCUUCCCACAGGCCGAUGGCUUUUAAUAAAGAGGCGAAUC